UAAUCCAUGUCUUCAGAAGCGAUAUGAUAAGUGUGGGUGAGAAACAGAUCAAUAUUUAAGUCCUUUUUUCCUUUAAAUCUCCACUUUCAAUUUCACAUUCUUCUUUUGUUUUUGGCAAUUCACAUUAUUUGUGCAUAUCGCCACCUACUGGCCAGGAAGGAGAAUUUAUUGUACAAAAAGUACUGAAAUAUUGAUCUGUUUCUCACCCACAUGUUAGAGGUCUGCACGGGCCUUAAAAUGAAACCCGAACCAGACCCGUAUCGGAGACCAUGUGGCCUGACCCUACCUGGCCCGAACAAUACCGUCAGAUUUUAAGCCCGAACCCUACCUGAACCUGAAAUCGCUCACUAUCUUUAUCAUUUCUUCUCCUAGCAAGUACUGUUGCAAUAGGUUGUAUUUUAUGUAAGCAUAUAGGCAACAUUCGUAACAGUAUUGAAACAGUAAACAUACAGAUUUAACAAGGCACAGCAGCCCCUCAUUACACUAGCAUUGACUUACCUUUUAUGCGCUGAAACUUUGAUUGGUGCAGAACAAUCUGGAAUAAUAUGAAACUAUGCAACAUUCCCCUCUUUACAGCCUGAACUUGUUUAGAAAGUUGAAUCUUUGUGACACCUGUGCUAAAAAUAGUCUAGACGCAGUUAAAGAAUGAAACAGAGCACAGGUAUCUCUGUGUAUGUUUUUGAAAAUUUGAAGUUAUUUUUAACUUGACACGGUGUUUAAAAAUUGCCUGUUCUGUGCGAGAUGCUGAAGAAACCCAAAGUCCAACUUGAAAAACUGACCCGAACCCAGCCCGAAACCCAUCGGGUCGGGUUGCAGACCUCAACCACACGUAUCAUAUCGCUUCAGACGACAUGGAUUAAACCACUUGAGUCGUAUGGAUUACUUUUAUGCUGCCUUUAUGUAAUUUUUAGAGCUUCAAGUUCUGGCCACCAUUCACCUACACUGAAUGGACCAACAGAGCUGAGAUAUUCUUCAAAACAUCUUCGUUUGUGUUCAGCAGAAGAACGUUAGUCACACACAUCUGGGAAGAUAUGAGGAAACACAGCCCUGCACCUCUGAGACUCAAGCACCGAAAUACACCCAGACAUUUUCAGAAGAGCAGUGGAGAUCUGAACAUGACAGGGAGGAUACAGAGAUGCAUGUAAAACUUAAGGUCUUUACAAAGCAGGAGGAGAAUAGAGUGCAGAUGCCUGUGUGCAAUGAGUCCACAUCUUUAUCGCCAUGUAUGGACGUUGACCAUGAUCAGACAAUCAGCAAAGACGUUGCAACUCACAUGAUGGAAAACCGCGAGACUGGUUUUACCUUCAUCAAUCAGGCUUCUCGGAUUAAGAAUGAACCUGAGCCUAGUCCUGAAACUGGUAGCGCCUGUCAGGCACAGCACUUCACAAGAUACAGAUCAGAUGAUACAGAAGACAGUGAUGCAUCCAGCAACAGCAUCAAAAUAGAAGGUAGCCACAUUGGCUCCCCUGCUCAUAAGACACAACCGCAUGAACUGCCCAACAGAAAUCAAGAGAUGUUGACACAGCAUAGGAUGGAGCGGUCGCAAAUUAGAGAGAGGAUCUCUGCCAAGAUGUCUGCCAGGCUACGGGUAAUUAUAGAUGGUAAAAUCCACAAGCUUGUCUUGCCACGUGGAAUUCCUCAAACUGUACCUGAACUGAAAUUUGUGGUACAAGAAACAUUCAUGCUUGACAGGGAUUUCUGCCUACACUUUAUGGACUCUGAUUUUGAGGGUCAGUUUUUUACUUUGAUGGACACUGAUGAAAUCAAAGACAAAGACACAAUCAAAGUUGUUUUCAUAGAACCCCAGCCUGUAGUGACAAUGACUCUUCAGGAGUGCUUAAGUUCCAUUGGCCAGGAAACUGAUCAUUACUCCACUAUGACAAAUGAAUACAUCAGCUCAUCGGGAUCCCGAGACCCAGUCAUGUUAUUCUCACCUGAGAGUACUUCUAGUUCUUCCCUACGUUCUCAUCCUUGGCCCGCUCAAUUUGAGGUACCUUGCUUUGCAUUUGACACCGAGCUUAUUCUUAAAGCUGGCAAUGAGGCAUACAUGAAAGAUGGAAGUUUGCUCAGCAAUCCAAGUGUCAAAUCUGACAUUCUAGAAAAACUUGCUGAAAGCAUUUUUGAGUACACUGCAUAUCCUUCCAGUGCUCAAAGGGAGCAGGUUGUCGAAGCCUUGGUACAAAAGCACCCGUGCCUUAAAGAGCCUGGAUCCUUUAAUGGCUUAUAUGGAUGGAAUACCAGACUUAAGUACAAGAUGGGCAAUUACAGAGCAAAGAUCAGGUCCAUAGGUUGCCCCGAACUUGAUGCAAACAGCAUUAAGAGAAAAGCCAUAGAUGAGAGAACUCCAGCCAAGAACGUUAAAAAACCAAAGAAGGCAGAGGUAAAUUACCUACCACCACAUCCCCAUGGUGAAACUGAUGAGACCCUGGAAAAGGAGCGUGUGGAGCUUCUGAAUGAGGUUAAGAAGAGGGACAACAACCAAACUGUAUGUCUGAAAAUGCAAAAGACCUUCUCUUACCGCAGAAAAGAGAUUAUUUUAAAAAGCCUUCCUGUGGUUCAUCUUAAAGCGAGAUGGCCAGCUUUGUUUCAGCCCUCACAGAUUGAAGAAGAAUUCCAAAGGAUUACUACAAUCCGACUGCAAUCAACGUUCAUGCAGAAAUUAGACCUCUACACCCCAAAGCUGCUGAACAUGUUCCAAAAAAAGGGAGGUGCGGCAGGAGGGAAAAUCAGCAAGACCAUGGAUUUGCUCUAUAUGAGCAACACCAUUGAUAGAAGGCGGCACGUUGUUAUCAGUAGCCUCAUCACAUACCUUGGCGAGAAAGUGGAAAACCUGAUAAAGGAGUACAAGGAUCUGAAUGAUGAUGACCUCACUUCCCUGAUCUUCAAGAUUUUUGUCAACAGCAAAGUUGCUGAUGACAACAGUCCCACGGUGGGCAUAGUCGUUGAGGGAGCAGAGGUGCUUACUGGUGUUUCCGACAUACCCCAAGCAUGUUCCUUCCUUAUGGGACUCAUUUAUGCUUUAAACCUGAGCUACCCUAAAGAACUGAAGUAUACCUUUGAAGUUUUUCAGAAGGUCUUUUUAGAGCUGGAUGCAGGGAAUCUGUCUUCAAAGGUUCACACUUUAAAAUGCAAAUUACUUGCUUAAAAGGUUUAGGUUUUGUUGCAUAUGUGCCUCAAUUCUUUUUUUAGAAUUCAAAUUUGUUCUCAGACUUUAAGUGUGUUCUGGUUGAAGGUUGUGUUAAUUUCAGUGAGGCCUAAUUUAAUUUGUGUUAAGAUAAGAAAUUGUGAUGUAGCACACUCAGUAGUUGGAUUUGCUCCUGAUGUAAUACUGUAAUUUAAUUUGAUGUUGUUCUAACAUUUUACUAUACACACACACAAGUAUUGUAUUCAGUUUUAGGUUUAUUGUUUUAAAUAGAUCAAGACCAAUAUUCAUGUUGAAAUAUGUACUGUUGCUGCCCUCUUGUAUACCAAGUUUGAUAGCAGGCCUGAUUCUUUGUACCCCUGUUUGUUACAGGUAUGUGUUUGUUUAAUAGGUUUUAUUUUUCUUAAAAAUUACAGGCCUCUUCAUGGUACAUGUGGCUAAAUUUAUUUGACUUGAAAGCUGUUGUAAUGUUGCAAUUAAAUUUGUAACACUGUAAAAUAAAUGUUUUCAAUUUGA
Myxocyprinus asiaticus (Chinese sucker) is the source of this 3658-nucleotide messenger RNA. Its product is annotated as sterile alpha motif domain-containing protein 3-like. Lineage: Eukaryota; Metazoa; Chordata; Actinopteri; Cypriniformes; Catostomidae. The record is from RefSeq and is a predicted model, not a curated record. The transcript is spliced from 7 exons. Bases 1136 to 3145 code for a protein of 669 amino acids.